Morchella sextelata is the source of this 3795-nucleotide messenger RNA. RefSeq lists its product as uncharacterized. The record is from RefSeq and is a predicted model, not a curated record. Gene Ontology annotation, molecular function: protein binding. Bases 1 to 3795 code for a protein of 1264 amino acids. Gene Ontology annotation, cellular component: HOPS complex; late endosome. The transcript has 5 exons. Lineage: Eukaryota; Fungi; Ascomycota; Pezizomycetes; Pezizales; Morchellaceae. Gene Ontology annotation, biological process: vesicle-mediated transport; protein targeting to vacuole; endosomal vesicle fusion.
AUGGCGUCCGCAGACACCCAGAGAGAGCAGGAGGCGCAGAAUAGGUUACCCACUGAAGAGGAGGAGGAGGACCAAGAAAGCGAUGACGAGGAAGAAGAGCCAAGACUUAAGUAUACGCGCUUGACCAGAAACCUCGGUGGCGUGUAUAGGAAUGGUGAUGCGGUCUCGGCCAGUGUGGUUUUUGGAGAGAGAAUGAUAACAGGCACGCAUAACGGAAAUAUUCAUAUCUUAACACUUCCAUCGCUCUCGACCCUCCGCGUCUACCACGCUCACUCCGCCUCCAUAACAAGUGUCUCGAUAUCCCCACCUCCUCCACCCCCCCUCCCACCCAACAUCCGCGCCCAGAUCCCACCAACACACGACCGGCACACACAUGUCGCAACAGCCUCCAUUGAUGGACUCGUAUGCAUUGUCCCGCUCCUCCCAGCUAACCCGGGCUCAAAUCCUACAACCACCCCCUACGCCAAAUCCGAAAUCAUCCUCAAGAACUUCAAGCGACCGAUCACUGCUGUGUCCCUCUCGCCCAACUUCCGCACAGAUCGGACUUUCCUCUCGGGCGGUCUCGCUGGGAACCUUAUCCUUAGCGUCGCGCCCCCGGCCGGCGGCGGCGGCGGGUGGAUGGGACUUGGCGGCGGUAGUGGAAAGGAUACGAUUCUGCACUCGGGAGAGGGCGCGAUCAGCGCAAUUGCGUGGAGCAAAGAGUCGCCGCGGUUUGUCGCGUGGGCCAAUGAGCGUGGUAUUAAGCUGAUGCGCUCACAUAUCAUCCCCCCGGAGAUCAAAAAGGAGGCGCCUGAAGAGGGGACAGCAACAGGGGCGGGCACAGGAGCCGCGGCCGCUGCGGCAGCCGGAUUAGGAGAUGUGGUUGGUAUAGCCAAUGGUCUGAUUACGGCUGGAUAUCCGGGUAUGACGAGCUGGAUUCCGGGUUUGGGAGUCACUGGGAAGCCUGUCGGCGAUGUGGCAUGGAAGCGUAUUUCGGCGAUUGAGCGCCCGGAAACUAUCCCGGAGGAUAUGGCUGCGGUUUAUAAACCCAGACUCGAAUGGAUUGAUCGCAGGAAUCUGGCUGAGGACGAUAUGGACGGACUAGGCACGCACAGCACGGCCGACGACGUUAGUCCUACAGCGGUCAAAGGAAAGCCUUCGCUAGGCAUUGACUGGGGCCAGAAAGAGAAGCUAGUCAUUGGUUGGGGAGGUACAAUCUGGGUUGUAGAUGUAUUUGCGGGCGAUAGCAACAGCGAGGAAGAAGAACGGAGCGCUGGAUGGGCAGAAAUUGUGCAUAUUUUACAAACCGAUUGUACAAUCUCCGGCCUUACUCUAUACACGCCCUCACUUCUCCUUCUUCUCGCACAUCUCACCUCCAACGCCUCUCCGCCCAGUACUCCUCCGUCAGAACCCUCUUCUGCUAAAAUCGGCCCUCACGCCCGCCGCGGCCGCUCCAACGCCCUGACCCCCGAGCUCCGUUUCAUAGACCUCAAUACUUCUGAAGAGCUCUCUGCCGAUGAGCUCAUGAUGAACCGAUUCGAAGGGCUCUCCGCCGGCGACUACCACCUUGGUGUUCUCCCCGCGACGCCUGCCCCACUCCUAACAGCCCCAACCGACGAAAAUAACGACUUCUCCGGUGCUAUAGCGCUCGCAGGCGGCCUCUGGAACGCGGGCGUAAACGCAACCCAGAUUCUCUCCAGCGCGACCAGUGUCCGCAGCUUCAGCACCAGUGUCUCUCGUCGGGAAAGCUUCAGCGCCUCCUCAUUCAUCGGUAUGGGUAUCGGGCGCGGACCCCCAGUGGCCGGGCGCGUAGUAAAGGUAGAGGAUAACGGUUGGGGCGAAGAAUUCCCCGGAAAAAAGAUCUAUAUCACAAGUCCCUACGAUGUGGUGUUUGCAACUGAGCGCAGCCUAAGAGACCAUUUGGGCUGGCUCCUUGAGAAAGAGAAAUAUCAAGACGCUUGGGAACUCGUAGACAGGAACCCAGACGUGAUCGCAUCGGAUAGCAGUGCCAUUAGCGAGUCCGGAGAGGACGAGGUCGUGCGCCGUGUGGUCUCCGAGGACGAUCCCAGCUACGACUCCGACUCAACCGUCAGCGGCGGGCGCGGGCAACGGCGCACGACGAACUACAGCGCCACGGAGAAGGAGAAGCGCCGUAUUGGAGAGUUGUGGCUACAGAAGCUGAUUAAUGCUGGCGAGUGGACGGCAUCAGCCGAGGUAUGCGGGAAGGUUUUGGGUUUAUCGGGACGUUGGGAGCACUGGGUAUGGGUGUUUGAGGCCGCGGGAAAUAUCACGGAGAUUACGCCGUAUAUACCAACUACGCCGCUGUCACCGCCGCUGCCAAGUGUCAUCUAUGAGAUUGUUCUCGCGCAUUAUCUCUCGCACGAUGUCACCAGGUUCCGGGAGUUGCUACUGGAGAACUGGAAGCCUGAAGGUACACGAACACUUUACGACCCUCGCACGAUCAUUGACGCCGUCACGCGCAAGCUCAAGAACCAUGAGGACUCCGUGCACUCCGGUGACGCCGAAUGGCGCGCCUUGCAAGAAUGCCUCGCAAAGCUCUACAUGACGAUAUUGGAGCCCGCGAGCGCAUUACGCCACUACAUGAUCCUGAAAGACGCAGAUGCGGCCUUCUCCCUCAUCCGUGAAUACCGCCUCAUCGACGCCAUCAAAACGAAUAUCUACGAUCUCCUAUUGCUGCGCGUAUCCCCCGAACAACUCUCCACUACCCCUAUUUCCACCCUCGAAGAAAACACCUCUGAAGCUAUCUCCCUCCUGGUUGCCGAGGCCAACCGUGGUAUUGUAGGCCCAUCCACAGUCGUCUCUCAGCUCUCGCCAGACUCCGUCCGCGCGGGGAAACUCUUCCUCUUCUUCUACCUCCGCCGCCUCUGGAGUGGCAGUGACAGCGCCGCAGGCACCCUCGUCGAGUUCGGGGACCUGAUGGUCACGCUGUUCGCCGAGUACGACCGCCCAUUGUUGAUGGACUUCUUAGUCAACAGUCACACUUACAGCCUGGAAAAGGCCUCCGCUGUGUGUGAGAAGCGUGCCUAUAUUCCGGAGCUGGUUCACCUGCUUUCCAAGACCGGACAGACAAAGCGUGCACUCUUCCUCAUUAUUGACAAGCUCCAUGACGUCGGUCAGGCUAUUGCAUUCGCAAAGAAUCAAGACGACCCCGACCUCUGGAAUGACUUGCUCGAGUAUAGCAUGGACAAACCUCGCUUUAUUCGGGGGCUGCUAGAGAAUGUCGGCACUGCCAUCGACCCGAUCACACUGGUGCGACGUAUACCCGCCGGUCUGGAGAUUGAGGGGCUGAAGCCGGCACUAGGAAAGAUACUCAAGGAGUAUGGCGUCCAGUGGAGCGUGUGUGAGGGAGUUGCAAAGGUCCUGCGCAGCGAGGUGGCUAGGGGCAUGGAAGAGCUACGUGGAGGGCAAAGGAGGGCUGUCAGGUUCGAGGUUAAGAGGGAUGUGGAGAUAGAGGAAGGUGGCGGCGAGGAGAGGCCACAGAAGAGGCGUGUGGAUGCGUGUGGUGAUUGCGGGGAUGUGUUCUUACCUACUGAAAAAGAAACGCUGAUCGGCUUCGCAUGUGGUCACGUCUUUCACCUCGGCUGUCUGCUCGGGCACGGGCACGAGCGGGAGCGGGAGCGCCCUGCUGCAGUCGGUGAUGAGGUAGAUGAGGCUGAGGAGGAGAUUAUGGCAAGCUUAGGCAUGGCGAGUCGCAAUGUGGGGUCGAAGGUCACACAUGCGGCGCUGAUUCGGCAGAAGGUGUCUAAGGGGUGUGUGCUGUGUGCGCAUGAGAAGGGGGAUGAUGAUUGUUUUUAG